Molecule: messenger RNA, 495 nt
Organism: Olea europaea var. sylvestris
Lineage: Eukaryota; Viridiplantae; Streptophyta; Magnoliopsida; Lamiales; Oleaceae
Exons: 6
Coding region: 1-495 (164 amino acids)
Biological process (GO): glutathione catabolic process
Cellular component (GO): cytoplasm
Molecular function (GO): glutathione specific gamma-glutamylcyclotransferase activity; gamma-glutamylcyclotransferase activity
Source: RefSeq, a predicted model, not a curated record
AUGCCUAUAUGGUCGCAUAGAAUUGCUUUAUGCGGUAUAGUAGCCAUUGGUGGUGGGUUUAAUUCAAAAUUUAGCGGCUUUUCACUUGUCUUUGGCACCACUUCGUCUUGCAUGGAUCAUAGAGGUAUUCCUCAGCACCCUGCAAGAAUUUGCACCUUGGAGCAAUAUGAUGGAGCUGUCUGCUGGGGUGCUGCUUACUGCAUGCAAGGAGAAGCUGAAAAGGAAAAGGUGGCAAUGGAGUGGCAAAAUGCAGAGGUGGUGGUAAAAUUGGGUUUACAAAUAGUUCCUCUAUAUAAAUCCUCAUCCUUUCUAUGUCAUGAAGAUGAAUCUGUCAUAGAACCGACAAAUGAAGUGAGGAAAGUCCUAGGAAUUGUGAGAGGCUUGUCGAAGGAGAAGAAGUUAUUAUACUCUUAUGUCACUCUCAAGUCUCACAUGGCAUCGUCUUCAACUCUGAAACUGCAACCUGUGCCCGAAGCAGUUGGCAUGGACUAUUAG